AUGCCCGAGGAGAAAACAGACUCGAAACCCUUGGACUGGGGCAAAAUCCACGACUUUGUUGUCGAAAAGGGCAAUGCCUUUUUGGAAACCUUCGACAAGGCCGAUGUCGACUGGUUCCUCAGAGACUCCAACGUGGCUGGCCCGGGCCUGACGUCCAUGAAGGAGUCGGAGCUGGUGUCUUCUGCCGUGUCGGCCAAAGACCCGUCCACCAAACCCAUCACCACCCCGUCUCCGGCCCUUUUGCCUGUGUCCAACACCAACGAAAACUCGGCGGCAAAGACAAAACCAACCGUUCUGGAGGUGCUGGACGAGCAGAUCCACUCGGAAAAAUACCAUGACUUUGCCCGCCGCUCGCUGACCAGACGCCGCAGUAGUGUGUCUAGCAUGGUCAGUGUCAACAGUGCUUCCAGCAACGGCAGCGGCGGCGGUUUUUUCUCCAAGUUGAAGAACAAAUUGCACCGCUCAGACUCGGUCAGCCAAAGCAGCGCGCCCAAGUUGGGCUCGCCUGUUGCAGAAUCUCCUCUGCUCUUCAAGGACGACUACAAAAUGGGCCCGGCUCAUAAAGACCAUGUGACGGAACCGGGUCCCAAGUCAGGCCCCGCUCCAAAAGCGUCUCAGGUUGAGCCGGAAAGGAAACAAUACCUGUCGGAGCUGCAGUAUCUGGAUCCGAGGUUGGAAGACUAUAUUCGCUUCUACCGGCGCCAAAGCUUGGGCCUGCGGCGGCCAAGCCUCAAAUCGGAGAACAGCACGAUGUUUCCGAAUGGGUGCUUGGUCAACCACGAGCAGCUGUCGUCUGGAACGCAGCCCCAGGGCAAGAUCUCGUCGUUGUUCCGCCAUAUGAGCAUUGGCUCGGGACCAAUGGAGUCCCUGGGCCACAAGAAUUCCUUGGAUUCGAGAUCCACCUUGCUGCUGGAAGGUUCGGGUGAAAUCAAACAGCCCAAGCCUCUCAAGCGUGUUUGUUUCCAUUCGCUGACGUUUCUCAUGGAUCCUCCGCAGCAGAUCCCCUCGCGUAAUCCUCGAAAGGGAAACGUGGAGGUUCUUCCUUCGGGUGCUGUGCGGAUCCGGCCUUUGACGGAAGCAGAAAAGCUCGCCAUUGAGAAAUCACAACGUGGUUUGGGCGGCGGGUUGGUUGUUGGAGGCACAGGCGCGUUAGGACUAGUGAAGAAGGAUGAACUCGAGGAAAUCCACGAGAAACUGCCAGAAGAUGAGAAACCGGACUCUGAGCAGAAGCUGCCUGACGACGAAGAAGAUACUGCUAUCGACAAACACGCCGAGUCACUUGGUAUCGAAAAACCAAUGUAUCACCAUGUGGCCAAACCGGGAUAUACUGUUCCUGUGAAGAAAAUGGCGCUCGACCUCAUGUACACCCGCUGCUGCCACUUGCGGGAAAUUCUUCCCAUCCCAGCGAUCGCCAAGCAGAUUCCCAAAGGGUCAAUGGCUCCUUUACCUAUAUUGCAGCUCCGCAACCCGAACCCGACCAUGAUUGAAAUCCAGACGUUUGCCGACUUUAUUCGGAUUGCACCUAUUAUCUGCAUUUCGUUGGAUGGUGUCAACUUGUCGUAUGAGCAGUUCAAAGAGCUUUUGAGCGCAAUGAGUGCAAAGAAGCAAUUGGAAAAGUUGAGUUUGCGUAAUACGCCCAUCAGUUGCGAGGGCUGGUCUUUGCUCUGUUUGUUCCUCUCGCGCAAUACGGUGCUCAACAGGUUGGACAUCACCCAGUGCCCACCGUUAUCUGUUAAUGUGUUGAAGAGAAAGAAGAAAAAGCAGGAGGAACAGGCGAUCGAGAGAAUGACUUGCAACAAAGAAAACCGCUCGGACAUGGAUUGGGCACAGUUUACGGCUACCCUUAUUGCCAGGGGCGGGAUUGAAGAGUUAAUAUUGACCGGUUGCUGUAUCACAGACUUUGUGACUUUCGAGAAUCUCAUCAGCAAAGCAGUGUGUCUCAAAACUUACAAAUUGGGCUUGGCUUAUAAUCAGCUUACACCUCAGCAGCUCAAAGUUGUGCUAGACCAUUGGGCGCUCACAGACUUUAGCAGAGGCCUUGACUUGGGCUAUAAUGAUUUCCUGUCUCUGGCUCAUAUGAACGUUUUCUUGGAGGUUUCGAAAUCACCAAAGUUUUUGCUGAUACUCCCUCAUAUGAAGUUGGCAUUUUUAAGUUUGAAUGCCACGAACAUUCGCUUCAGUCAAAUUUUCAGGGACACUUUCGAAAACCUUUGCAUGAAAUUGACCAAUUUGAAGUACUUGGAUCUUUCUAAUAAUCCAAAGUUAUUUGGCCGAAGCCAUAAUAAAACGCCAUCCUCCAGCGGUUCGGUCAACUCUUCAUUAGCUUCGCCCAAUUCGAAACAGUCAGGCUCUACUGGCUCUACCUCCGACGAUAGCCUCACGAAAAUCAGCCAAGAACAGGUAGUGAGCUACUUUUGCUCGAAAUUACCUUUAAUCCCCAAGUUAAUGCGACUUCACCUUGAGAACAACCACCUUUCAUCAUCUUCUCUUACCGUGCUUUUUGAGACUUUACCUUUCUGCACAAGUUUGGCGUACAUAUCCGUUCUUGGAAACACCUUAGAUAUAGCUUCCGCUACAGCAUUAAUCCAAGGACUCAAAAACUCGAGAACGUUGAUUACUGUUGAUGGAGACUUUAGCCAGUUGCCAGAAGUUCUCAAGGAGAAAAUCGGAUUGUACACCAUGCGUAACAUGGAGAAUUUCUUCCAACUGUCAGUGCAAAAUAAUGGCCUGGAUGAUUCUUGUCUGGAACACAAGCCACAUGAGCUUACCCUUACAGAAGAGCUAAACAACAUUUUGCUGCGCAAGGCAGAAGAAAAACUUAGUAUCAAAUCUCCUGAAGUUGUGCACUUUAUUGAGAGGGCACAGAGAGACAGGAAGAAGUUGAAAUCCACCAUCAACGAUUUAUUCCAUUUGCAAUGGAAAAACGAGCUUGGAAUUGAAGGGAAAGAGGCUUUGAUCAGACUUCUUUUCAUCGACUCAAGUCUUGAGCGUGGAUUGAAAUUAAUUGAUCCCGAUCUAGUGGCCAAGGAAGAAAGUUUCACGUCGAGUGACAUCUUGAACAUUAAUCUUGCGGAGGACGAAAGAAACGAAUUGAAGCUGUCGGCUCUUUCAAAAGUGCAAGACGCCAGUGCUGUACACGAAAACUCUUUCAAGCCAGUAGAAAGUGGGUCUUUGCCUGUUUCCAGAACGCAGUCGCUUACCAACUUGAACAAUUUGAAUCGUGAAGAAGGGUCGGUGUUGAAACUACUGCAGAUGGACGACAAGGAUGAAUCGGUAUUCAAUAAUCUUUCCGUGUAUUCGGGAGAAGAGAUCCGCAAGAAACUCAAUGACAUCAACUUGUCUGAGCUCGACAACAUUGUCGACUAUCUCUCCAAAGCACGGAAGAAGGGCAUCUCGUUCAAAGACUUGUUCAGUUCUACCGAUGAAAGUGGAGAAACGCACAAGGAUAUGCUUGACGAAAUCCGGCAGAAAAUCCACAUUUUGCGUGAGCUUCACCUCGGUAAAAAGGAUGAUGUUGCAGAUGCAGCUGUGGACUCGGACUUAGAAAAGGACUCGGACGAUCCCGAGGCUGGCGGCGAGCAAACUGCAAUCGAAGAGGCAUACGACAAGAUGUUGAGCCGGUUCACGUCGAAUCUGGAACCAUAG
This is a messenger RNA of Clavispora lusitaniae ATCC 42720, 3645 nucleotides long. It is a transcript of the gene MHP1, whose product is annotated as Mhp1p. Lineage: Eukaryota; Fungi; Ascomycota; Pichiomycetes; Serinales; Metschnikowiaceae. The record is from RefSeq and is a predicted model, not a curated record.